AUGACUGGAAUUAAAAUGGAACCCGAUAAUACUAGAUCAUUGUCAUCAAAACAUAUGCUUGAUGUUACGGCUAUGAUGUCAGGCAUCGGAGUGAUACAACAAAGGCAACAUAAUUUAUAUUAUUCUUGUUCAACUGAUCGAUGUAAUGAUGCAAAUGUAUUCAAACGUAUAUUAGAAUCUUUGUCAUUAAGUAGCAAAUUUAAUGAACUUGAAGGUCUUCUUAAUCCAGAAAAUCCAUUUGAUGGUAAUCAGUGUUUUCGUUAUAUAAAUCAAACUGAUGAAAGUUGUAGUUCAACUACUGAUAUUGAUCCAAGUAAAUGUAAACAAUGUUUAACAACUGUUAAAACUGAAACUGAAAUAGAUAAAAUAUGUGCAACUUGCUCUACUGAUGAUGCAUAUGAAGGAUAUUUAAGUAAUGAAAUUCAUUUUAAUAUGACCGAUCAAACACGUAUUCUGAGUUGGUCUAUUGCAUGUCAAUCAAAAGGUUGCAAUACGCUUGAUACUGGUCGUCAAAUUCGUCAAAAAAGUGAUAUUUCAUUUGAUUUUAAUAAAUUUUUACAUUCUAAUAGUAGUGGUGAACAAACAAUAUCAUCAUCAUUAAUCAAAUUUGCUUCGAUUAUUAUUUUAUUCAUUAUCAAAACUUUCUAUUGA
Rotaria sordida is the source of this 651-nucleotide messenger RNA. The record is from the annotation of a GenBank genome assembly. NCBI's taxonomy places the organism in Eukaryota, Metazoa, Rotifera, Eurotatoria, Philodinida, Philodinidae.